Molecule: messenger RNA, 837 nt
Organism: Pelobates fuscus (common spadefoot toad)
Lineage: Eukaryota; Metazoa; Chordata; Amphibia; Anura; Pelobatidae
Product: oocyte zinc finger protein XlCOF15-like
Exons: 2
Coding region: 2-832 (276 amino acids)
Biological process (GO): regulation of transcription by RNA polymerase II
Cellular component (GO): nucleoplasm
Molecular function (GO): RNA polymerase II cis-regulatory region sequence-specific DNA binding; DNA-binding transcription repressor activity, RNA polymerase II-specific
Source: RefSeq, a predicted model, not a curated record
AAUGACUCCUAUGAAUCAUAAAACAGUACUAUCCGUUAAGUUCAAACAACUGCAAUAUAUGACUUAUGAUACUGAGGAAGAUCGGUCACCAUCAUCUAGCAGCAGUGAUCAACUUGUGACUGCUAAUACCCUUGGGGAUGUAUCAAGAAAAUCUCAAGAUGAAAAUUAUAAUAAUCAUGAAAUUUCAGAUGUGGAUUCUGACCUAACCAACAAAGUUAAUAGAACACAGAGUGAUUCACAAAAUAUUUGUCAAUGGUGUGGCAAAUCUUUUGCCACUGUCAGUAAACUUGUCAAGCACAAGAUGCUUCACACAAAGGAGAAAACAUUUGUGUGUUCUGAAUGUGAGAAAUGUUUUUCACAUCAGUCAGCUCUUGAAAAGCACCAGAGAAUUCAUACUGGUGUAAAACCAUUUGCAUGUUCUGAGUGUGACAAAUGUUUUACCCAGAGUGGACAUCUUGCUUCGCAUAAAAGACAUCACACAGGAGAGAAGCCAUAUGUUUGCACUGAAUGUGGAAGGUGUUUUGCAAGGAACACACAUUUGGUUGGACACCAGAGGGUUCACACUGGUGUUAAGCCAUUUAAUUGUUCUGAAUGUGGGAAAAGUUUUAGUAUGAAAGGUAGUCUGGAUACUCAUUGCAGACGCCACACAGGAGAGAAACCAUUUGUGUGUUAUGAGUGUGGAAAAGCUUAUAUUAGUAGUUCUGCACUUAGAACACAUAAAAACAUGCAUAUAAAAAUUAAAAGAUUUACAUGUACCGAGUGUCAUAAAGGUUAUUCAUCUAAAGUACCUUUUAUUAAACAUCAGAAAUCCCAUACUGGAUUAAAACAUUAAAGAGU